This is a messenger RNA of Verruconis gallopava, 1788 nucleotides long. RefSeq lists its product as uncharacterized. The coding region runs from base 504 to 1589 and encodes 361 amino acids. NCBI's taxonomy places the organism in Eukaryota, Fungi, Ascomycota, Dothideomycetes, Venturiales, Sympoventuriaceae. The record is from RefSeq and is a predicted model, not a curated record. Gene Ontology annotation, biological process: alcohol metabolic process. Gene Ontology annotation, molecular function: zinc ion binding; alcohol dehydrogenase (NADP+) activity. The transcript is spliced from 4 exons.
UGUCGAGCGACGAGAGCGACCUCCCACGCGCAGGGGACCGCUUUGUGGACCCCGUUGUUUCCGGCCGCUGCCAUUGGUGGAUAAACAUCCUUACGUCACGAGUUCCACGCCGUCCUCAAGAAUUUCUAUCCUGGCGCAGGUGCGACCGAAUUUUGUUCACAUUUGCGACAUCAAAAGCUGUGUGCUGGUGGGGGUCAUCGAGGCUCGAUGAAGACUUUUUAACACCGUCUUGGAAUAGCCGCUCGGUCUUCAAGCGUGAGAGGGAAAUGGACCGCUUCGCAGCUUCACAAUUGGCGGUCGUGAUGGAUAUCCACAGCUCCGCUGCAAGCUACCUUGCAGUGACACUGCAUGACCUCAUGGAGAGUUUUCGCGCGAAUGCGGAGGCAAGCCUGAUAUAUAUAACACGACCGCUUCAAAUUUCCGUCGCGUCUUGAGCAUUCUCUUAUCUCUUCCUGUGAUACAGCCUCCCAAGCCUCACAAACCGAAUUAGCACGCUUUUGAACAUGCCUUACCCAGAAACCGCCGUGGGCUUCCAGGCUCAAAGCUUUGAAAACUGGUCGACAUUUAAGAAGACGGAGUUCGAGCUCAAGCCGUUCGAAGACGACGAUGUGGAUAUUGCUGUCGACGCCUGUGGUGUCUGCGGCUCGGAUGUUCACACUAUAACCGGCGGUUGGGGCGAGGUGCCUAUGCCGCUGUGUGUAGGUCACGAGAUCAUUGGACACGCCGUCAAAGUUGGUAAGAACGUCAAGAACAUCAAGGUCGGCGACCGAGUGGGCGUUGGCGCUCAGAUUUCGGCCGACAUGACGUGCGUGAACUGCGUGAAUCACCAAGAAAAUUACUGUCCCAAUAGCGUGGACACGUACGGUGCACCGUACGGACCUAAGGGAACCAUCAGCCAGGGUGGCUAUUCUUCGCACGUCCGCGCUCACCAGUAUUUCACAUUUCCCAUCCCCGAAAAUAUCCCGUCCGAGAUUGCUGCACCGAUGAUGUGUGCCGGUAUCACCGUGUAUUCACCCCUCAAACGACUUGGCUGCGGGCCAGGCAAAAAGGUAGCCAUUAUUGGAGUAGGUGGUCUAGGCCACUUUGCUAUCCUAUUCGCGGCGGCACUUGGUGCUGAGGUUUACGUGAUCUCGCAUUCGCCCAGGAAGAAGGAGGAUGCGCUGAAGAUGGGCGCGAAGCACUUCAUCACCAACGACACAGAGGAUUGGGCCAAACCAUACGCGUUCACAUUUGACUUCAUCCUCAAUACAGCCGAUAUGGUUCACCAGUUUGACCUCAAGACGUAUUUUAGCACUCUAAAGGUUAUGGGCAAGUUCCACAACGUCGGUAUGCCCGAUGAACCGAUCUCGGUGAUGCUACAGGCCUUUGCUGGCACGGGCUGCUACUUGGGAACUAGCCACAUUGGCAACAGAGAAGAGAUGCUUGAGAUGCUGGAGCUUGCUAGCAAACAGAACAUCAAAAGCUGGGUCGAAACUAUUCCCAUCAGUGAAGCGGGCUGCAAGCAGGCUGUUGAAAACGUGAAGAAUAACAAGGCACGGUACAGAUAUACGCUGGUAGGUUACGAUGAAGCUUUCGGCAAACGAUACUAGACGAAGGGGGAAGGAGGUUUAGGGCUUGCACCACGUGUAUAUUUCUCGCAUGAAAAGUUCUAUAAUACAAGACAAAGAGAACCGUCGCCAAAUUCGACCGUGACUCAGCCUGUGCGUCGAGACAUACAUUUUGUUCGAUCUACGCAAUAACAAUUUUGAGCCAUAAAAAGUUCGGAUUCCCGGGUAUCCAAAAACAAAC